Molecule: messenger RNA, 1053 nt
Organism: Aspergillus mulundensis
Lineage: Eukaryota; Fungi; Ascomycota; Eurotiomycetes; Eurotiales; Aspergillaceae
Product: F-box protein
Exons: 1
Coding region: 1-1053 (350 amino acids)
Molecular function (GO): protein binding
Source: RefSeq, a predicted model, not a curated record
AUGGCCGCCCUGGUAAUGCCCCCAGGAUAUCGCUCCGCCACCGAAUACCACUUGCACGAGGAAGAAGCUGACGCCAUCAUCCAAACAACCGCCUACCACCGUAGAGACUACUGUCUCUCCGUCAUCUGGUUUCCUCCAAGCCAGCAUGUCAGCAUACGCUCAUCAAUCGCCACUCCCUUCCAGCGGACGUCAGCCGCCGGACUCGGCUUCCUCGACCGCCUCCCACUCGAGCUGAUAUGCGAGACUCUGUGCCACUUGGACAUGCAUUCCCUAUUCAAGCUCCGACAAGUCAACUCGGCAUCGAGACGAACGGUAGACUCGCUGCCUCAGUACCAGCGGAUCGUGUUGCACGGCCUCCGCAUCUUCUGCGCUACAUUACGCACGCGCGUUGCAAGGGACGUGUCUCUGCAUGACUUCGAUACCGCGCUGUGCACGAAGACCUGCAAGCUCUGCGGCGAAUUUGCCGGGUUCAUGUUCCUCCCAUCCUGGACGCGAUGCUGUAUCAAAUGCCUUCAGAACGCGCCCGAAACACAAAUGCGGAAGGUCUCCUACGUCAAAAAACAGAUACGCUUGACCAGGGGCGAAGCAUUUCAGUUGCAGCCACUCUAUUGUCUCUCCGGUACCUAUUCAAUGAACGAGGCUGCGCAAAAGGCCCGUAUUGCCCUUGUCUCGCUCCGCCAUGUGGUGACUGUCUGCCGACGGCAUCCGAAGCCAGACUACCCGUCCAACGAUGAACUAAACAAGAAAUUCAAUUUCAUGGCAUCCUGUGCGCUCCCUUACCUUGACAAAGAGACGGGCGAAGCCGAUCGCGGCGUCUCAUGUGCUGGGUGCCAGCUAGCUCUUGAAAAGGACACCAUGGGUACUAGCGGUAGGAAUUCGGACUACAACGCGGACGCUCGAGACAAGGUGUAUUCCCGUGACAGGUUCUUGGAUCACUUUCGCUGGUGCGACCAAGCACAGCUCCUCUGGAAAUCUACUGAUCAAGGUGCGCGACGGCCACCUGAAUUACCCAGGUUUGCUCAAACCGGUGGCUACUUUCGACGAAGAAAAUGA